ACUUGUAAAUUGUGUUUUGUAGGUAUAGGUUCUGUUGAGGUUGUAAUUUUGUUAAGUUUGAUCAAUUGGAUAGUUUCUUGGUUUAAUUUUAAAAUGGGGUUGUUUUUGUUGAUUUUGAUGUAGUGAUAAUGAAUUAAUGAUGUAUUUCUCAAUUGAAUUUGUGGGGGUUGAGGUUUAGUUUAGUAUGAUGAGCAAUUUUAGAUGUAAAGAUUGGAUUUUUAUUGGGAAUUAUACCUAUUUCCAGCUUAAUUUUUGUGGUGUUUUGUCCUGUGUAUGGAGUUGGGUAAUACUUUGUGUUCUUUUCAGGGGAUUUCAUUCUUUUGGUGGAAUAAACGUGGGGUUACUGAAUUUUUUUCAGUAUGUGUUUGACUUUAGCUGUAAUCGAACAAAGGAGAAUAUUCUGUUCUUUAUGAAGGAAUAGGAAGUGAGAUUGGAGUUAAGAGAAGGAAAUUAUGUAUCGGCCUGUAGCAACUACUACCCGAGGAGGGGUACCUACUGAUAGUGGAGAUUCUGUGGUGACACUGGAUCAAGUUCCACGUUGGAUUGAUUCUGACGUUAGGUACUUGUAUGAGAAUGAAGAUCCUAAUUCCGAUUAUGCAGAUCCUUUGUCAUCUGCUUCAGGGUCUGAGGGCAAUGCGAAUGGUAUCGUUUCCAAGUUUCCUGUGGAUCACGAGAUUAACUCCAAGAUAUACCUGUGGAGAGGAGACCCCUGGAAUCUCGAGGUAGAUGCUGUUGUUAACUCUACAAAUGAGAAUUUAGAUGAAGCACACAGCAGCCCGGGAUUGCAUGCUGCAGCUGGACCUGGACUUGCAGAGGAAUGUGCUACUCUCGGAGGAUGCCGGACAGGAAUGGCAAAAGUUACCAAUGCUUAUGAUCUUCCUGCUAGGAGGGUCAUUCACACUGUUGGUCCGAAGUAUGCGGUAAAAUACCACACUGCUGCCGAGAAUGCUCUAAGUCAUUGCUAUCGCUCUUGCCUUGAACUUCUUAUAGAAAAUGGAUUACAGAGCAUUGCGAUGGGAUGUAUCUAUACCGAAGCCAAAACUUAUCCGCGAGAACCAGCUGCUCAUGUUGCAAUAAGAACUGUACGGCGGUUUCUUGAGAAACAGAAAGAUAAAAUAGAGGCAGUCGUUUUCUGUACAACUACAUCAUCCGAUACGGAGAUAUAUAAAAGAUUGCUUCCUCUUUACUUCCCUCGGGAUAAUCAUGAGGAAGAAAUUGCCCGGUUAAAACUUCCUGCAGAUGUUGGGGAUGAGAAUGGAGAGACAACUACAGCUGAGCGUAAAAUAAGAAUAAAACCAUUGCCAAAUGCAAAAGUUUCUAGUCCAAGGACCCCCCAAGCCUCUGUUGAUCUAUCUGUCAGUAAUCUUGGUUUGUCCAGAAGGAGUUCAUCCUACUUGGGUGCAUUUUUGGAUCCUGCUUUUAUGUCCCUGAUCAAAGACCCAGAUCAGCGACGUAGAGAACAAUGGGAAAAAACAGCCCAAGCGCAAAAUAGUUGGAACUGCUUUAAAAUGCUUGGAUAUGGUGAACUUGGGGGACCUGCUUUAUCAGCUGCAGAAGAAUAUACCCUUCAUUCUAGAUAUCUUGCAAAAGCAAAUUCUAUGAAUCUUUCAGAAAUUGCGGAAAUGAAAAUCGUUUACCGAGGAGGGGUUGAUAGUGAGGGUCGUCCAGUUAUGGUAGUCGUGGGAGCACAUUUCCUGCUAAGAUGUCUUGAUCUUGAGAGAUUUAUCCUGUACGUUGUAAAGGAGUUCGAGCCUGUGAUUCAGAAGCCUUACUCGAUAGUGUAUUUUCAUUCUGCAGCGUCUUUACAGAUGCAACCAGAUUUAGGAUGGAUGAAGAGAUUACAACAAAUACUUGGACGGAAACACCAGCGUAACCUUCAUGCAAUAUACGUGCUUCACCCUACCUUUGGACUGAAGUCUGCAAUUUUUGCUUUGCAACUCUUUGUCGAUAAUGUGUGGAAAAAAGUAGUAUAUCUUGAUCGUCUUCUACAGCUAUUCCGCUAUGUUCCUCGUGAACAACUAACCAUUCCAGAUUUUGUAUUCCAGCAUGAUUUGGAAGUGAAUGGAGGGAAGGGCCUAAUCGUUGAUCCUAGAACAAAAUAUGUUUAUCAGAGACCUUAGUGUCCAUAUCCAUGAGAGCUUCAACUAAAAGAUUCAUCAGUUAAACCAGCUAUGGAGUAAAUUGUGAGAUAAUGAAGCUUGGUUAUCUCUUGUUAAUUUCUCUGUUGUUUGUAAUUUUAUUUGUUGAUUAAUUUGUGCAGACAAUGUGUCUUGUCUCCUGUGACAAUAAAAUGACCCCCCCUUCCC
Molecule: messenger RNA, 2306 nt
Organism: Solanum verrucosum
Lineage: Eukaryota; Viridiplantae; Streptophyta; Magnoliopsida; Solanales; Solanaceae
Exons: 14
Coding region: 453-2120 (555 amino acids)
Source: RefSeq, a predicted model, not a curated record